GUGACAUGUGACAUUUAAGACAAAAAUAAUCUUUAUUUAUUAAUAAUUUUGUAACAUAUAACUAACAAUGUCUGACAAUACAUCAAACGAUGGGAAAACUGAGAAUUUUGUUAUAGAUCAUUUAUUUUUUCAUGAUUCUGAAUAUGACGAUGCACUAGGUGUUCCUGAUUCAUUAGAAAUGACUAUGAAUGAAAACGAUGACAGCACAAAUAUUAAUUCCAAUGAUGGUAUUGAUAACGUAGAACAUCCUGGUGUGAUACCUUUCUCUUCUAUAUAUGAUUUACCAAAAAACAUUAAACGCCAACAUUAUGAUGUUUUUAUUCCUGGUGAAGAUGUGCAUGUGAAUAUCAUAGAUAAUGAACGUAGUGUAACAACUCAUCCUUUGAAUCCAAACUUGUACACUAUUGAAUUUAGGCAUGGCCAUUUUACUUGGACAAUUAAAAAACGUUACAGCCAUAUCCAAAAUUUGCAUAAUCAAUUGAAAAUAUAUCGUGCUAGCUUAAAUAUACCUUUUCCAACUAAAAGUCAUAAAGAAAGAAGAAUCAGCUUAAAAAGUUUAGGAGAUGCAAAAGAAGGAAAGAGGCACAAAGGUGCAUUACCAAGAUUUCCAAAUAAACCUGAUGUUUUAGUAUCUUAUGAACAAUUGGACCAUAGAAAAAAAGUAUUAGAAGAAUAUUUGACUAAUUUAUUAAAAAUAAAAAUUUAUUUGCACCAUCCAGAAACAAUCGAUUUUUUAGAAGUCUCGUAUUUGUCGUUUAUAGAAGAUUUGGGAAUGAAAGGCAAAGAAGGAAUUGUAUUAAAACGAACUGGAUCAGGUGCAAGAUUUAGAUGUAAUUUUUGUGGUUUGCUUGAAAGCAUGUGUUGUAUUAGAUGUAAUCAUUUUUGCACGUCUCUAUGUGGAAAAUGGCAAUCUCGGUAUUUUAUCGUUAAAGAUACUUUUAUUGCCUAUAUUAGGCCCAAAGAUGGUAUAAUAAAAUCAGUAAUUCUAAUGGAUAAUGGAUUUGGAAUCAGUUGUGGCAUGUACACUACUGGUCUAAGAAAUGGAAUACAAAUAGUAAAUCUUAGCAGGCAUAUACUAAUUAAAUGUUGGACAAAAAGAAAAGCUAAAGAAUGGAUGGAAUUUAUACAAGAAGUUAGUAACAAGGAAGGUCGAGAUUUUAUACAAUCAAAUCCACACAAUUCAUUUGCACCUUAUCGUUCGCCUAUAUCAGCCUCGUGGUUUGUUGAUGGAUCAAGUUAUAUGUAUGCUAUCGCAGACGCAUUAGAAGGUGCCAAAGAAGAAAUUUUUAUUGCAGACUGGUGGUUAUCACCUGAGAUUUAUAUGAAAAGACCAGCACUUGAUAGCAAUUAUUGGCGGUUAGAUAAAAUUUUGGAAAGAAAAGCUUUUGAAGGAGUUAAAAUAUUUAUAAUGAUCUACAAAGAAGUAGAAGUUGCAUUGGGUAUAAACAGUUUUUAUAGUAAACAACGACUAGUUGAAAAAUGCCCUGAUAAUAUAAAAGUAUUACGUCAUCCUGAUCAUGCAAGAGUGGGAGUGUUUUUCUGGGCUCACCAUGAAAAAAUUGUAGUUGUUGAUCAAAGCAUUGCUUUCCUUGGCGGUAUUGACCUAUGUUAUGGGCGAUGGGACAAUAAUGAACAUAGACUAAUAGACUUAGGCAGUACCCACCAAUCUAGCAUUUACAUUCCAUCUAAAGGUAGAUUUACCAACACCAGUAGUAAAAAAGUAUCAAAUGCCAAUGUAAAUAAACAUGUCUUAUUAUCAUUGGCUAUUGCAACUAAUACAGUUGUAAUGGCUACUACAAGAUCUAUACCUGUAUUACCAGUAAUGAGUAGUAAAUCGCCGAUGCCAUUAGCAUUAUCACAAUUAAAUACUGAAGAUUUAUUUCUAAUGCAAUCAGUAGACGAAACAGAUACUAUGAAAUGUGAUACUCCAAGUGUAGAACGUAAAAAUUUAUUUGGGAUGGCAAAAGACACCAUGGACAAAGUAAAACACAAUAUUAAAAUAAAAAGACAAGAAUUCAUUAACAUGGUAUAUAAUCCACAUGAAGAAAGUAGUGAUGAGGAAAAUGUCAUGAAUACUGAUACAACACCAACUCCAUUUGAAGCUACUGAGUUAAUGGCAUACAAUAAAGAUCUACAUUCCGAUUAUCCAGGUGUAACUAAACUAUGGUUAGGUAAAGACUAUGUAAAUUUUAUUGUUAAAGACUUCAAUGAUUUAGAAAAACCUUAUCAAGAUCUAGUAGAUAGAAGUAAUACUCCUAGAAUGCCAUGGCAUGAUAUAGGAGUUAUGGUACAAGGUGCAACAGCAAGAGAUGUUGCCAGACACUUUAUACAACGUUGGAAUGCAAUUAAGAUGGAAAAAGCAAAAUUAAAUUCAUGUUAUCCAUUCUUACUUCCAAAAUCGUACAAAAACUGUAAGAGCUCUGUUCCAUUUAUUGAAGAAUCUGCUAUACACAAUGUCAAGUGUCAAGUACUAAGAUCAGUCAGCUCUUGGUCGGCUGGUUUUCUUGAUUCAGAAACUAUAGAACAAAGUAUACAAGAAGCUUAUAUUGAAGCUAUUAGUAAAGCAGAAAGGUAUAUAUAUAUAGAGAACCAAUUUUUUAUAACACUUGCAUCCAUGGAACGCGCCACAGUAAAAAAUCGCAUAGGAGAAACCCUAUUAAAACGAAUUCUAAGAGCUCAUCGAGAAGGAGCAGUAUUUAGAGUAUUUGUGAUAAUGCCUUUAUUACCAGGUUUUGAAGGCGAGGUUGGAGGUCCAACUGGUACUGCUUUACGUGCUAUUACACAUUGGAAUUAUGCUUCUAUAUCAAGGAGUCGAGGUGCGAUCCUAAAUCGACUAAAUGAAGCAGGAAUAGAAGAUCCUAGUGAAUACAUUACAUUCCAUGGUUUAAGGACACAUGCAAUGUUAAAUGGUACAUUGGUGACAGAACUAAUUUAUGUUCACAGCAAGUUAUUAAUUGUAGAUGACAAUACUGUCAUUUGUGGUUCUGCUAAUAUUAAUGAUAGAAGCAUGAUAGCCACGAGGGACAGUGAAAUUGCAGUAAUAAUUCAUGACCAAGAAUUUGAAGAUGGAAGAAUGAAUGACAUACCAUUCCCUUGUGGUAAAUUUGCAGGGUCAUUGAGAAAACAAUUAAUUUCUGAGCAUUUGGGAUUGUUUAAGACAAACGAGAAUAUGGAUAUAACAGAUAUAAUUAAAAAAUCAUUCUAUAGAGACAUAUGGCGUGCUAGAAGUAAUCAGAAUACAGAAAUCUAUGAAGAAGUAUUUCAUUGUAUCCCCACUGAUAAAGUGGUUAAUUUUUCUAUGCUGAAGCAGUACCAAGAUGAAGAACCACUUUCAUUAUCAAAUCCACUUUCGGCUCAAGAAAUGGUCGAAGAAAUUAAGGGUCAUCUAGUAAAUAUGCCAUUAAACUUUUUAAGUAAUGAGGAUCUGAAACCAACUGCUGGUACAGUAGAAGGAAUAAUGCCAACAGCACUAUGGACAUAA
Messenger RNA from Eufriesea mexicana, 3481 nucleotides. RefSeq names its product Phospholipase D (gene Pld). Gene Ontology annotation, biological process: regulation of vesicle-mediated transport; intracellular signal transduction; phospholipid catabolic process. The coding region runs from base 68 to 3481 and encodes 1137 amino acids. Gene Ontology annotation, molecular function: phosphatidylinositol binding; D-type glycerophospholipase activity. NCBI's taxonomy places the organism in Eukaryota, Metazoa, Arthropoda, Insecta, Hymenoptera, Apidae. The transcript has 15 exons. The record is from RefSeq and is a predicted model, not a curated record. Gene Ontology annotation, cellular component: intracellular membrane-bounded organelle.